UUUCUCUCUCUGUCUCUGUUUCCCUGUGUCGCUCGGUGGAUGUGCGUGCGAUUGGGUCAAACUGCACCUUUUUGCCUUGAUCCUCACUGUUAUAUGUACGACGGAGAUUUGACGGAUAGCAUCAAAUACAAAAAAGACACAUGCGAGGCAACAUGUUUGUCUUCUUGCAAUGUGGCAUUGUGACCUUUUUUAUAGUGUUGGCAGAUGGGAUCCCGCAACCUCAGAAGAGCGACAACUUCUGGGAACAAGAAGACCAGACCUUUUGGAGAGCCAGUGGCAACCUGGAGAUCGAGCGGAUGCUGAAGGUGAAGCCCAACUACAAUUUGGCCAAGAAUGUCAUCAUCCUCGUGGGGGAUGGCAUGGGCAUUAACACGGUGUCUGUGUCCAGGAUCUACAAAGGGCAGAAGAAUGGCAACUCCGGUGAAGAGGAACAACUCGCUUGGGAACGGUUUCCAGUCUCUGGACUCUCCAAGACGUACAAUACAAACCGUCAAGUCCCUGACAGUGCGGGCACGGCCACGGCUCUAUUCACGGGCGUGAAGACGCGAAUGGGCUUCAUGGGUGUGGACUCUCGGCCCGCCUACAACGAAUGCGAUUCUGACGUCUACGAAAGAAGCAAAUUGAAGUCCAUGCUCCAUUGGGCUCAAGAAGCAGGAAAAGAAACAGGAAUUGUGACGACGACCCGGAUUACUCAUGCCACACCUGGCUCGUUAUAUUCUCACGUGACGAAUCGUGAUUUCGAAUCCGACUCUGACCUGGGCGAAGACAUUCGAGGUCAGUGCCAAGAUAUUGCCCAUCAACUCAUUCAUAACGAAGCCGGUCAGAAAGCCAAAGUCAUCUUUGGCGGUGGCAAGCGAAACUUUGUGCCCCAGAAAGAUCAAGGCCGCAGAGUCAAGAACAACCUCAUCGAUGAAUACAAGGCCAUGAAAGGCCAGAAGAACCAGGUCUACUCCGUUUUGGAAAACACAAUGGACUUGGAAAAUUGGACCCAACAAGACAACCAAGAUUAUGUUCUGGGCCUGUUUGCCAUGAGCCACAUGUCCUACGAAGUGGAUCGUGACACAUCGCCCAAAGGCCAGCCUUCAUUGUCUCAAAUGGCGACGGCGGCCGUGAAUCGACUGGCCAAGUCCCCCACUGGAUUUUUCCUCAUGGUCGAAAGUGGUCGCAUUGAUCACGCCCAUCACGAAACCAACGCCUUUCGAGCCCUGGACGAGGCUUACGAAUUGGACAAGACUGUCGCGGAAAUUCUGAGCAAUCCAAAUAUCAAUCUGGAUGAGACAUUGAUCAUCGUGACGGCUGAUCACAGCCACUCCAUGACUUUUAACGGCUAUCCAAAGCGAGGCAAUUCCAUCUUUGGGUAUGUCUAUGAGCCCAAGGACGAGAAGAACCAGCAGUACUCGGAAUACGCGGACGGCACCCGCCGCGCCUACUCGACCAUCUCGUAUGCCAAUGGGGACGGAUUCCACAACCACUUUACGGGUGAUCAGAUUGUGCCUUGGAAGGACUUGACCACUAUGGACGUGGAGAACGUGGAUUACCUCCAGCCCGCCAUGAUGCCCGGUCCCGGGGGCGAUGAGAGUCACGGCGGAGAGGACGUCGGGAUCUACGCCCAAGGACCCAUGGCCCAUCUGUUGUCGGGUGUUCACGAGCAGAAUUUCAUUGCCCAUGCCAUGGCGUACGCUUCGUGUGUGGGAGAUUAUGCGGAUAAGUGUGACCGACGAGCGUCGCUGUCCCCUCAAGAGAUCCAAGCCGAUGGUUAUGUGAGUCCGAACGAGAAAUCCAGUGCCCAAGGCCACCCCAUUCGAUCUCAUUGGACUUUGUCAUUGGGAACCUUGAUCGUGGGCACGUGCGCCCUCUCAGUGCUUGUUUAGAAUACCACAAAUAUAUCGUUAUAUUCAACCAACUCAUGAAUCAAGACAAAUGACCUCCCUUGGCUUGUCCUUUGAAAGAUGACAGGGAUCGAGAAAAUACUUGAUGGCAUUGUGCAAAAUAUUAGUUUUUGUUUUCUCAAAAUGAUACCAAAUAUUACCUCUUUUCCUCUAAAAA
This is a messenger RNA of Tigriopus californicus, 2046 nucleotides long. RefSeq names its product alkaline phosphatase-like. Bases 141 to 1871 code for a protein of 576 amino acids. The record is from RefSeq and is a predicted model, not a curated record. Gene Ontology annotation, biological process: dephosphorylation. Gene Ontology annotation, molecular function: alkaline phosphatase activity. The transcript is spliced from 9 exons. Lineage: Eukaryota; Metazoa; Arthropoda; Copepoda; Harpacticoida; Harpacticidae.